Messenger RNA from Dictyostelium purpureum, 1989 nucleotides. RefSeq lists its product as uncharacterized. Lineage: Eukaryota; Evosea; Eumycetozoa; Dictyosteliales; Dictyosteliaceae. The transcript is spliced from 7 exons. The coding region runs from base 1 to 1989 and encodes 662 amino acids. The record is from RefSeq and is a predicted model, not a curated record. Gene Ontology annotation, biological process: apoptotic DNA fragmentation. Gene Ontology annotation, molecular function: deoxyribonuclease II activity.
AUGUUAAGUCAUCAGUUAAUGUUUGUUAUUGCUAAUACUAAUUUUGUAGUAUCUCAAGCACCAAGAUGUAAAACCACACAAAAUGUGUAUCAAGGUGAAGCAAGUGCUGAAUAUACCUCUAUGACCUCCAAAAUAGAUGUGGAUUGGUGGUUUUUACAACAACUUUCAGGUGAUGAUGGUGGUGCGAUUUACACAGACAGCAAUUUAUCUGAUAAAAAAAUAAUAUCGGAAAUCAACAAUUAUUAUACCAAAAAUAAUAAUAAAAUUCCAAAUCCAGUAACUAUAACAUAUGAACAAAUAUUAAAUAAUAAUAAUAAUUACAAUAGUAUUGCAUAUAAUAAUGAACCAAGACAUAAAGUAAAAAAAGUUAAGGGCGUAAUAGUUUCUACUGAUCCUACAACUCGUGAUGAUCCUGGUACAGGUGCUCAUGCCAAGGGUUUUUUUAUUUGGAACAGUCAAGGAGGUAUUCAUGUUAUUCAUAGUUAUCCUCAGUCACCUGUAAAAGAUAGUGCUGAAGAAUUAGAUAUUAUUCCAAAACUUUUAAUUUAUGGUGAUUUUAUUAUUAAUGCAAUUAAUGGUAUAAACAUUAAAAAUAUAACACAUAAACUAUCGAGUCUAUCCGAGUUUACUCAAAUUGGAGCCCUAGUUGGUCCAUUAAUCAAUACCACAGGUUUUACAGAAGCUGAAAUCGCUGUUUUUAAUGAAACAAGGAAAACAUUUGAUAAAUUUGAUAAAGAGGUUUUCGAUAAAUUUAUAUUUGAUGUAAAUACAAAACAUUGGUCAAAAAAUAAAAUCGAACUAUCAAAAUGGUCUAAAGUUGCUAGUCUAAUCAGUAAUAGUGAUUUUUCAUCAGUUGAUUUCAAAAAAAAGGACGAUAAUGACUGUGUACAUUACAAUAUGGUAAUGAAUCACUCGGAUUCAACUGGUCAAUACUUUGUUCAAACCUCAAACAACAACAUUCAUUUAAAUAAAACAGGCUAUCCAUUAUCAAAAAGAAAAUUUAAUAUGAUAUGGGAUUAUAUUGCAGACUACUAUUUAACCAAUCAUGGAAAAAACAAUGUUACAUGGCUUAUUAAUACAAUGCAGAGGGGUGGUAGUAGAAAUCGUGAUAAAAUGGCCAUACCAUCACCUAUAAUUAAUAUUGUCAGUAGAACUGAUGCGCCAUGGUCCGUUAGUAAAUUUACAACAGAUGGUGCUCAACAUUCAAAGAUAUCAUAUUUAGUCGAUAUCACUGGUAAUCUAUUCUGUAUUGGUGAUCUUAAUUGGCAAGGUAAACAAGAAUCAAGAGGUGGUAGUGCAUUUUGUUCAAAAAAAUUAGAUUAUUUAGCUGAAUAUUAUGAAAGACGUGUUACUAUUAUUGCAGACCCUCCAACAACCUCAAACUAUAAUAAGUUUGGACCAGAGGUUAUUCCUUUUGGAACAGCGGGUUUUCAACUUGAUUUCACAACUAUUUUUACUGAUUUAGAAAAAAAAGGAUUUUAUGAAGUAAAUAAAAUACCAUUAAUUGAAAUUAAACAAUUAAACAAAAGUUCUAACCAAUAUGAAUCUUUCAAUCCCAAAGUAUUAAUAGAUACUACACCUACAAAACCAUCUGUAGAUUAUGAUAUAGAUGGUUCUUUUACAUUUAAUUAUACCAAAAAUAUCACAGCUUUCAAUAGUGAAAUAAAAGAAAUCUAUAUCCCAUUGAAACUAAAAAGCCUACAACCAGCCUCUCAAACCUUCGAAACUGAUCAAAAAAUCGGUCUAUUUGUAUCUCCAAUCCUCAAAGAUGAAAUUAUUUUUUGUAAUUUUAAUGACCUUCAUUGCACAUAUAAUCACGAAAACCAUUUAUUAAUAAAAAAUUUAACUUUUAUUUUCAAAAUGGGUGAUUAUAAAGGUAUAACUCCAACUCCUAAAGAAACCAGUAGCCAGACCAGAGGUCGUAAAAUGAAAGUAAUUUUCAGCCCCACCAUCUCUAUUCAAGCACCACUCAUGAUUAUCGCCAAUUAA